AUGGCCAAGGAGGAUGAGAGGUUCUGGGUGCAGCAAGAGGCUGAUGCGAAGAAAUUGCUUGACAAGAUGGACGAGCACCUUACGGAUGCUAAGGAAAGCUACAAGAAGGCUCGUGACUUGAUGCUGAUGGGUAUGGACCUGGUCGGUGGUGCUAUCCUUAUGGGCCUUGCUGAGGCUACUGGAACGGCACUCAACAAAUUCGCUGGGUCUAUGAAUCCGGUUGGAUCCGUUGGUGAAGCUUCCAAGGGAUUAUCCAGCUUGGCCAAAGACCUCAAGGCGGAGACAAAGUCGACACCAACGACGACAGCGACAUUGACAACGGACACAAGCGGAAACUCUAGCACGACCGCUGUGGCCACGACUAACCUUGGUGGUGAAGCGAAUGAGACUUCUCAGAAGCAAAAGGCCGAGUCGAAAAAGAAGCUUCUCACAUCCAAGCUUGCCGCCACCUUCAUCCGCGAGGCCAAGUCAAAGACUGAUGAGGCUACCAAAAGCAACAUAAAGCCCGAGCCCACAAAGCAGGCAACGGAGACAACCAGCCGUAGCAGCAGUGGCUAUGGCGAGUACGACCUCUCGGUCGAGGUCAUCAAGAUCAUCUUCGGCCUUCCGAAGGGCAUCAACUGGGACCUGGUCACCUCGAGCGACACUAACAAAGCCAGCGAGCUCGUCACCGCGAGCCACGCCCUGAGCCGUAUCCUGAAGAGUUUCAAGCCCCGCAAGGGAGGCCUCGCGUCACAGCUGUUGAUAGUUACCGUCGCCGAGACCAUCGGCGUUGCCGAGGAGCUCGAGGCUGAGGGGGCGAAAUCUACGCAACUCAGCAAGUGGGAGAAGCCGACCCGUCAGUCGGCAGUAUAUAAGGACUGGGACAACUGCAUCACCCGUUGCUCAACCAACGCCAUCGCACUCGACGCCGCUUUGCAGGCAGUGCCCGGCGGAGUCGGCACCCACGGCGUCUCGCUCACCACGCCCCAGCAGACACCUGAGGAGAAGAUUGCCAACAUGAACUGCAAGCAGUCCAUUGCGGAGCAGAAUGUCAAGUCGGCCACGCAGAAGCUCACCAGCACCCAGGAGACGUACAAGGCUACCCUCGACACAUAUCGUAAGACGGCCGAUAACCUCAAGGACGUCAAAGAGACGCUUCAGGCAGCGUGUGCAGAGAUCGCUGCGCUCGACGCAAAGAAACUGGACAGGAUCCGCAAGCUCGUCGUGUUCUUUGGCAAUCUGACGGCCAUGAUUGACAUGAGCAACGACGCCUUCUUCAACCAGCAGCGGCAGAUCUUAAGCGAGUAUAAUACCAAUGCAGAGGAGAUGGUGCACAAGAUUGUUUAG
Colletotrichum navitas is the source of this 1329-nucleotide messenger RNA. RefSeq lists its product as uncharacterized. Lineage: Eukaryota; Fungi; Ascomycota; Sordariomycetes; Glomerellales; Glomerellaceae. The transcript is spliced from 5 exons. The coding region runs from base 1 to 1329 and encodes 442 amino acids. The record is from RefSeq and is a predicted model, not a curated record.